Sardina pilchardus (European sardine) is the source of this 1788-nucleotide messenger RNA. RefSeq names its product interleukin 12 receptor, beta 2a, like (gene il12rb2l). The transcript is spliced from 13 exons. Bases 1 to 1788 code for a protein of 595 amino acids. Lineage: Eukaryota; Metazoa; Chordata; Actinopteri; Clupeiformes; Clupeidae. The record is from RefSeq and is a predicted model, not a curated record. Gene Ontology annotation, molecular function: protein binding.
AUGGGGACAAAAGUGUCCUGUCGCGAACUUGUGCAAUCCUCUCGAUGCGUGGUGGAGAAGCAGUCCCCCUACAGCGCAACCCAGCCCCCUCCUCCCCACUCGUUCAGUAAUGUGAGUGAGGAUGGGGUGGUGGAGGUGUCUUGGCAGUGGGCCCCAGACUCUGGCCAGGAGUGUCCUAUAGAGUCCAUGCGCUGCCACGUACGCUACCGCACACCUGCACAGCAGCACUGGACACAGGAGGAGGUGCUAGCUGAACCCAACUUCCAAUUGGUGGAGCCGCUGCCCACGUCGCGCUACCUGUUCCAGGUGAGGUGCACCUGUGUAGCCGUCAUGAGCCCCUGGACCAGCCUCACACUCCACACGCCUCAAGCAGCUCCUGUUGGUGUGGUAGAUCUAUGGACAGACUGUAGUCCCUCCUCCUCACUCACACCCUGUAACAUCACUUGGAAGGAUCCUGACAGGUUUCUCCAGAGGGCCAAUCUUGAGUGGUUUGAGCUGCAGGAGUUCCGUAACGGAGUGUUGAGGAAGUUGAACGUCCCCAAGUCGUCCUGUGACGGUGCGUCAGAAGAGCGUGUGUGCAGACACGCCAUCAGUGUGACCGACGUCAGGCGUGUGUGUGUGUCAGCGUGCAACUCACUAGGGGUCAGCCAGCCCGCCUGCAUCAACCUGCCCUUUCUCACUUUCUCAGAAGCGUCAUCGAUGGGGCUCACGGUCACCAGACAGGAAGAGCAUGGUCUGACUGCUUCCUGGUCUCCGCCCCCUCACCUCACUGAGCAUGUGCAGGAGUACGUGCUUCAGAGGCAGCGGGCGGGACUAGCCUUCUCAAAGGAAUUUGAUUGGACCAGAGUCAGCAAAGAGAAGCGCUCCGCUCUUCUUAAAGGUCAGCUGGGGAACUGCACUCCGUAUGAAAUCUCUCUGUUUGCCGUGAUGGCCAACCAGAGCCAUCAGAUGGCAUCUACUGUGGCUUUUACCUUCCAGUGUGCUCCUCCUGAGGUUCCGUUUGAUGUCCAGCCCUCUCACGACUCGGUCAUCGUGACCUGGACACACACUGACCUGAAGGACCGGGUCGGACAUGUCACCUACGCACUGCAGCUCAACAACCGUACAGUGUACCGUGGGAAGGAUACCCAGCGCGUGGUGCAGGACCUGCAGCCUGAGCGGUCAUAUGAGGUCACCCUCCAGGCAGAGACGGAAGCUGGACCUGGAAACAUCACAAAGCGCAUCUUCAACACCUCAGUAGCACCAGGUUUCGCCGUAUGGGUGGUGGUGUGGUUUGUCGCGGCGUGUGUGUGUUGCCUCUCUGUUGGAUGCUGGAUCCACAAGUCCAACGUCCUCCGCUGUGGUUAUGUACCGGACCCUAAGAACAGCCAGCUACUGCGGGAGCUCCAGCACCUGUGGCGUCCGGUGCAGUUCUGCUCUCUCUCCGAGCCGAUCCUGAAGGGCUCUCCGCUGGAGAUCGUCCCCGUCCCGGUGCAGACUGACCCUCUGUGUCUCCAGAUCAAAGACCACCUGCACACACACACACACACCCACACACACACACACACACACCCCGACGACCCGUACCCUGACCCCCGAGAGCACUUCUACCCCAGCAGAGAGCACCUGGACGUGGACGCCACACACCUGCCAGGGCUCCUCGACUGCCCUCACACCGAGCUGGAGUGGCACCACAUCCCAUACAAGGAGGAGGAGGAGGAGGAGGAGGAGGAGGAGGAGGAGGAGGAGGAGAUGAACAUUGUCAACGUUAAGGUCGCGGCAGGUAGCCGGCUGGCCCAGUGGGGGUAG